UGCGUUCCCAGUUGAGUUAACACUUCAGUUUCUUCUGUUGGCUUCAACUUCAUCACUUCGUCUCUCAGCCACGAACCCUAGCCUCCAUGCCGUGCUUAUCUCCUUCUCCUACAGUGAGGCCAUGACAGAUGCCACCUCCACACCGUCGCAGCUCGAGCCUCGUGUUGAUCAAUCAGACCUGUCGCAGCUCGUGUUCCUCCGCCGCAGGUCGACGUCCACCUCCACACUCCACCGCCCACUCCACGCCGCAGAUGAUUGAAACUUGAUAAAGAAGGUGAUCUUCUUCCAUUUUGAGUUAUGGUUUUGUUCCCCUAUUAGGCAUUGGAGGACAUGAAUCAAGAUGCUUAACAGGUUAAGCAGGCAUUGCUUCUGCACUGCUACUCCUCGCCCAUGGCUCUUUGUAGGCUUGGGAAAUCCUGGGGAUAAGUACAAAGGAACCAGACACAAUGUUGGGUUCGAGCUAAUUGAUGCAUUUGCUGAAUCAGAAGGGAUCUCUAUGAACGCAGUUCAUUGCAAAGCUAUCUUUGGGCAAGGUUUUGUUGAUGAAGUCCCUGUUUUUAUUGCGAAGCCUCAAACUUACAUGAAUCUUAGUGGGGAAUCUACUGGACCACUUGCAGCUUAUUAUAAGCUACCUCUUAAUCGUGUUCUUGUGUUUCAUGAUGACUUGAACUUGCCCUGUGGGGUGCUUCGACUUCACCACAAAGGAGGUCAUGGAAGCCACAAUGGGUAUUGGGAAGCCUCCUGGACAAAUGGAUCCCAAAGCAUUCUUGCUCCAAAAGUUCAAUGCAACAGCCCAAGAACGAAUUGAUGCCGCUUUGGAAGAGGGGGUUGGCGUAUUGAAGCUCCUUUUAUCCAAAGGAUUGACAGAGAGUGCACGAUGCUUUAACAGGGAGCAAAAGUACAAGCAUAUAAGAUUGCAGACUAUGCCGACAUGAGCAGCUUAGGUAUAGUUCAUUCAGUAUUUAUUUUAGAUUGCUGUACAUGAUGUCAAGGAGCCUUCAUGGAGUGUGUAUAGCAAACACAUGUUGAAAUACUAAUGUCUUCUUCAUGAAUUAUGGUUGUGGGUUCAAUCGUUAAGAGCUUUUAUUAUUAUUGUUACUA
This is a messenger RNA of Juglans regia (Persian walnut), 1101 nucleotides long. RefSeq names its product peptidyl-tRNA hydrolase, mitochondrial. Gene Ontology annotation, molecular function: peptidyl-tRNA hydrolase activity. The record is from RefSeq and is a predicted model, not a curated record. Lineage: Eukaryota; Viridiplantae; Streptophyta; Magnoliopsida; Fagales; Juglandaceae. The transcript has 8 exons. Bases 341 to 808 code for a protein of 155 amino acids.